This is a messenger RNA of Medioppia subpectinata, 1104 nucleotides long. The record is from the annotation of a GenBank genome assembly. NCBI's taxonomy places the organism in Eukaryota, Metazoa, Arthropoda, Arachnida, Sarcoptiformes, Oppiidae.
AUGUUAGGCUUAGCGCCGAACCCGUCGUUCGGAUCGUACGACCGGUCGGUGGCGGCCGUCGACGCCGUCCAAGAGUUGUCCGCAUUCAACGCCACGAGUCUUCCGCUGCCGGCCGUCGAGUCGUUUGAUUUGAACCACUUGUACGACAACAACGACUCUUCCAAGAAGAUCGACAUCCAUAUGGAUAAGGGAACCACUACUCUGGCCUUCAGAUACAAAGGCGAGUUGGUUCACACAAAGCAUCCCAACGACGCCCACAAAGCGCUGGCGGAGACCGAGAAACGUCUGGCCAAUGAAGGCAAACGGCUGGUUGUCAUCACUCAGAACAUCGACGAAUUGCAUCGAAGGGCUGGAAGUGAUAAUGUGAUCGAAUUGCACGGAACUCUCUUUAAGACUCAGUGCACGAAAUGCGGUGACAUUGCCGUCAAUAAGGAGUCACCGAUAGUGCCGGCACUCAAAGGCAAAGGCAGUCCCGACCCCUCGGAAAUGGACUCAAAGAUUGCGAUCAAAGAGUUACCGCAUUGUGUCAAAUGUCACGGACUUCUCAGACCGCAUGUGGUCUGGUUUGGCGAACCCCUCGACCCGAGUGUUCUUGAGGCGGCACAAACUGAGCUGGACAAAUGCGAUCUUUGUCUUGUGAUCGGCACCUCUUCUAUCGUAUAUCCGGCGGCAAUGUUUGCCCCACAAGUGGCCUCUCGAGGGGUACCCGUCGCUGAGUUUAAUAUUGAGAGCACUCCCGGAACCCAUCAUUUCGGAUUUCACUUCGAGGGCGGCUGUGCCUCAACCCUUCCGCAGGCUAUCAGAGCGGUUAAGAACUGAUUGAUUGGUCCAACACUGAGAGACAAUCUGUUGUAUUCUUAAUUCAAUUAUUUCAACUCUUUUGCCAAACUAUUUGUACUCUAUUUUUGUUAAUUGUUUUUUAAUUACUCGCGAAAGAGAAUUAUUUUUAUGCGAAUAUUGUUAAUGAUUUAAUCAAAUGCUUACCAGUUGUCAAAUGAAUACCCCAUAAUGAGAGUCAAUUGAUUGCUUAUUUACAGAGUCUUAAUUCUAUCAAAUUUAUCUAUUUUAAUUGCAUUUUAUUAUUUUUUAUACGUUUAUUAUCAG